Messenger RNA from Capsella rubella, 343 nucleotides. Its product is annotated as putative defensin-like protein 70. The record is from RefSeq and is a predicted model, not a curated record. Bases 34 to 282 code for a protein of 82 amino acids. NCBI's taxonomy places the organism in Eukaryota, Viridiplantae, Streptophyta, Magnoliopsida, Brassicales, Brassicaceae. The transcript is spliced from 2 exons.
CCAUUCGAGAAAUUGUAAAAGAAACUGAAUCGUAUGAAGAUGGGUUCCUUGAAAAUGUUGGUUAUAUUCGCUCUCACCGUUCUCAUUGCUAUGUCCUCUGAUCUAGUCUCCGGUAAUAUUGCACCGGGGAAGGCUUCAAAUCCACUGUGUUUCAAUCCUUGCACUCCUACGUUUGGCAGCAACGAAUGCAAAACGUUUUGUGUGAAUAAGAAAUACAAAGAGGGUUCUUGUGUUGGUUUUGGAAUUCCCCCUACUUUCAAAUAUUGUUGUUGUAAUAAUUAAUUCUCAUUGUUAAUUAGAGUUUGAACGAUAAUAAUACUCCAUUGUUAUACUUUUACUAUUA